Chrysochloris asiatica (Cape golden mole) is the source of this 1312-nucleotide messenger RNA. RefSeq names its product proline rich 7 (synaptic) (gene PRR7). The coding region runs from base 382 to 1140 and encodes 252 amino acids. NCBI's taxonomy places the organism in Eukaryota, Metazoa, Chordata, Mammalia, Afrosoricida, Chrysochloridae. The transcript is spliced from 4 exons. The record is from RefSeq and is a predicted model, not a curated record.
GCCCAGUGCUCAGAGCCGCUUUCGCUGCCACCUUCUGAUACCCGGGGCCGCCACCACGUCCCCGAGGCUGGGGGCUUUACCCGCUGGUCCGGAGACGCUCGCCUUGAGCCCGGAGGAGGAGUUCGAGCAGGAUGCCUGGGCCCGUCCCGCGCGGCCCUGGGUGAGGCAGUCCGCGUGCCCGCCGGCGCCAUGGGAAGGAGCGGGCGCCGCUGCUGCCCCUCGCCGGCGCGCGCACGACUUGAGCCCGGCCACGGGCAGCCGCCGGCCACGGACCCCCAAAUGACGUUGGCGGCAUCUGGGAGCGUGGCACGGACCCGGGGCCACGCAGAGGAGCACAGUGUCCAGUGAAGCAUCCGAAGACCCAUCGCCCUAGCCGCCGCCAUGGUUAUGUCCCAGGGCACCUAUACGUUCCUCACGUGCUUUGCCGGCUUCUGGCUAAUUUGGGGGCUCAUCGUUCUGCUCUGCUGCUUCUGCAGCUUUCUGCGCCGCCGCCUCAAACGGCGUCAGGAGGAGCGACUGCGUGAGCAGAACCUGCGCGCCCUAGAGCUGGAGCCCCUCGAGCUGGAGGGCAGCCUGGCCGGGAGUCCUCCGGGCCUGGCACCACCUCCACCACCGCACCGUGGCCGCCUGGAGGCGCCGGCACAUCCGCACGCCCACGCGCACCCACAUCACCAUGCGCUUCCGCACCCGCCGCCACCGCACCUCUCAGUGCCGCCGCGGCCCUGGAGCUACCCGCGCCAAACCGAAUCCGACAUGUCUAAGCCACCGUGCUACGAAGAGGCGGUGCUAAUGGCCGAGCCGCCACCGCCCUACAGCGAGGUGCUCACAGACACUCGCGGCCUCUACCGAAAGAUCGUUACUCCCUUUCUGAGCCGCCGCGACAGCGCGGAGAAACAGGAGCAGCCACCACCCAGUUACAAGCCUCUCUUCCUAGACCGGGGCUACACUUCAGCGCUGCACUUGCCCAGCGCUCCUCGGCCGGCGCCGCCCUGCCCUGCACUCUGCCUGCAGGCUGACCGCGGCCGCCGGGUAUUCCCCAGCUGGACCGACUCGGAGCUCAGCAGCCGCGAGCCCCUGGAGCAUGGAGCUUGGCGCCUGCCGGUCUCCAUCCCCUUGUUCGGGAGGACUACAGCCGUUUAGCGGGGCGCCCGGCGUCCCAGCCCCACCCGCAGACUCCUGGCCCAACUGCGGGGCUUUUUAAAUGCUUCCCUUGGACUGGGGUGGGGUGGGGUGGGUUGGGGUGGGGGGGCGGGAUUUCUUACCCUGUUUGUUACAUUUUGAGGAUAAUAAAGGUGUGUGAUCUGCUUUGGUA